Cladophialophora yegresii CBS 114405 is the source of this 963-nucleotide messenger RNA. RefSeq lists its product as uncharacterized. Bases 1 to 963 code for a protein of 320 amino acids. NCBI's taxonomy places the organism in Eukaryota, Fungi, Ascomycota, Eurotiomycetes, Chaetothyriales, Herpotrichiellaceae. The record is from RefSeq and is a predicted model, not a curated record. The transcript has a single exon.
AUGGAAGAUUGGCACAAGAAAGAUGAUGAAGUCUACAGCACGCUUGUCGAAGCCGACCAGCAGGCUAUACAUGGUUUGCACCGACGGCAGGCACCGCCAGAUCCAGUCCCGACAUUCAUUCCUCCACCGAAACAAGACAUCACCCCGGAACUCAUCCAGCAGGCAUUGUCCGCCCAACCCCAGAACACGGCAACGGUCAGCUCCAUGAUCCCCUAUUUCCCUGACGGCGUGAUCAGGGUCCAUCUGCAGCUUGCCGGCCCAGUGGCUUACACCCUCGUCGUCAACGCCAGCACAUCCCUUCCUUGCGGCGCCAUCGGACUGGUGGACCCUCAGCCCAAUCUUGGCCUGGUGCCGCUGGUCAUGAACCAAGGGCAAGGACAGCCUCAGACCGUGGUAGCUGAUUGUGAAUGCAUUGCCGUCAACAUGUAUCAGCCACACAUCGUCACCUAUUGGAUUCAGAAGCUCAGCGACGGCAGUAUCUAUUCAGUGGUGGGCAACAACCUGGUCAUCGACAUCGACAAGAUGAACACCACCCAGAGUACGGCUUUGGCACUCACCACUUUGUCAUCUGGAGCCACAAGACGUAGUGGGACUGACAACAUUGAAUAUGUCCGACCAGUGAAGCGACAGAUCUGGCGCGUCAACUGCAAUUAUGCUUGUCCCUUCUACCACAUGAGGAUGGUCAAGAGCACCGACGGCACGUGCGCGUGCUUGUUCAAUGGCGCAGACGAGACACUCCUGACACGAAGGCCAGACGCAGUUCCCGGCCUUAUUGCCCGAGACCUUAUUCAACCUGACCUGAUGAACGCGAAAAUGACAGCUGAAGCUUGUGCAUCUAUGACAUGUUUCAACAAUGGCGGCGACCCAACACCGGCUCUGUUCAAUCCAUUCCACCAAACUUGUUGGUGUAUUACCCAGCCCUACAUUGAGUCGAACCCGGAUGCUUGGACACCUUCGUCGUGA